UGUGAGAGCAUUGUACAUCCAUUCUGCCUGCCUCUCUGGUCCUGCUCACUACAAUGGCCAGGCUCGCAUGAAGGAGCUGCGCCUCUCGGUCGGCUGAGACAGACGCGCCUCAAAGCAGCAGCAGCGGCAGCGGCGGUGCAUUCACUGACCGACCAGAAAGCCGCAUUCAGGAAUAUGAGGCAUUUCUGAGACAAAGGUUCGUGUGGCAUCUGAGCUCUUCGGGAUAUCUGUCAGUCCUGGUGGAUUCCUGAGGCCCGUCUCUGUAAGAGCCCAGACUUUGUGUUCCUCCUCAACCCUGCUGCUGCUGCAAAAAAAAAAAAAACUGUCACUAUCCCACGACAAGUCCCUCCUCAUCCUCCUCCCCAAUAGCCGGCUCUGGACUCUGCUACGAUGGACACCGAGUCGACCCACUCUGGCUACUCCAGUCGCUCGGGGAGAUCAAACCGGCACGGAGAUCGAAGCCGGGAGCGACACAAAGGCGGCAGCAGCAAAGACAGUAGCCGCUCUGAGAGAUCGGUGGUCAUCAACCCGCCCGACACGCCGUCCCAGGACUCCCCCGUUCACAACGACGAGCCGCUGCCUGGGGAGCCCUCAGCCGCGGCGGAUCCUGGAGAUGAAGCCCAGGACGAUAACUGGGGGGAAACCACCACUGCUGUUACCGGCACUUCCGAGCUCAGUAUCUCCCAGGAGGAAGUGGUUGGCCUCGGGAAAGAGAUACAGGAUCGAACCCAGGGCUUCCGGCGUUAUCUCCCGCUGGCCGUGGGCUCCUGCGUGGGUCUGCUGGUGCUGGCCACGCCCUUGGUCUUCCUGCUCCUUCCUGUAGUGAUGUGGCCAGACAGACUGCAGGCUUGUGGCGCCGCAUGCGAGGGACUCUUCCUCUCCAUCUCCUUCAAAAUCCUCAUCCUCGUCGUUGCUGUGUGGGCCUUGUUUCUGAGGCCGAGCCGAGCCUGCCUGCCGAGGGUGUGUGUGUAUCGGGCGUUCCUCACCACUCUCACGCUGCUGCUCACCAUGUCGUACUGGCUUUUCUACGGCGUCCGGAUCCUCGAUGCACAGGAUGAAGAUUACCACGGUAUUGUCCAGUUUGCCGUGUCUCUGGUGGACUCCCAGCUGUUUGUUCACUACCUGGCCGUCGUACUGCUGGAGCUCCGCCACCUCCGGCCCUGCUACAGCGUGUGUGUCAUCCGCUCCACGGACGGAGAGACGCGCCACUACAACAUCGGACAGCUAAGCGUCCAGCGAGCUGCUUUGACCAUUCUGGAGUAUUACUACAGAGACUUUCCGCUUCACAACCCGGCCCUUCUCUCCGCCUCUAAACACCGAACUGCCAAGCACCUGGCUGGGUUAAAGGUCUACAACGUGGACGCCCCGGGGAGUACGGCUGCAGCUCAGCCCAGUAAUGGAAAUCAGUCACGGUCCAUGGUUUCACCUGCCACCAAACGCAAAGACAACGCGCACAGCGAGCUGUACUACGAGGAGGCCGACUACGAGAGGAGGGUCCGCAAGCGCAGAGCCAGGCUGGUGGUCGCCGUGGAGGAGGCCUUCACACAUGUCCGGCGCAUGAAGAAAGAAGACGAGAACGCAGCACCGUCUGACAUCAUGGAUGUCCGUGAAGCCGCUCUGGCUAUUUUCCCCUCAAUGGCUCGUGCCCUGCAGAAAUACCUCCGCACCACCAGGAGGCAGCACUGCCACAGCAUGGAGAGCAUCCAGAAGCAUCUGGCUUUUUGCCUAGUCAAUAACAUGAGUCCUAAGGCCUUCCUUGAGGCCUACCUCGCUCCCGGUCCGACCCUGCAGUACGGCCCAGAGCGCUGGAUGGCCGAUCAGUGGACUUUGAUCAGCGAAGCCUCCGUCACCAGCGGCAUUAAGGAGGGGACAGAGUUCCUGCUAAAGUGUCUUGAUUUUAGUUUAGCAGUCACAGUCAAGGGUGUCCCUUACAUCCGCUUGACUGAGGAGUACAUCGACCCCAAGUCGCAUAAGUUUAUCCUGCUGCUGCAAUCAGAAACCUCCGUUUAGCAGGGCGCUGCCGCUCGGUAAAACACAGAACUCUUACCUGACUGAAUUUUUCUAAAAUGACUUUUUGUACUGUUUUUGUACUCAUGCGUGUUGUUUUUAAAAAAUUGACUACCUUGUUGUCGUCAUGAGGGACUGGAACAAUGAUAACGUUUUGAAAAGCAUUUCCUUUUGCAGACGUUUGGAGGGCUCGGUUUAGUUAUUCCUCUAUGCACUACGGACGACCCUCACAAGCACCUGCCGUGCCUCGGAAAAGCAUUCCCUUUGAACUUUUUUAAAUGUUUUUUUAAGUUUUAACCACAAAUUUCAGUGUGUUCUAUGGGGGUGUUUUUGUGAUGGAGAAAAUAUUGAAUAAUCGUCAUGUAAGAGGCCAAACUUUUCCAUUUUGUUACCUAAAAAUCUGAAUAAUGCAUUUGAUUUCAGCAAAUUACCUUCAGCUGCAUUUACGGGUGCAAAGUCCAGCUUUGCACAUUUAGGGAAAUUCAUGCUUACUCUUCUUUCCAAAUUAGCUCAAGUUCAGCCAGAUUGGGUGGAGAACUUCUGUGAACAGGCAUUUUAAAGUUUUAACAGAGAUUUUACUUUGGAUUUAGGUCUUAGGCCUUUAGAAAUUACUCCGCGUUUAGUUCCAGCCAUCCUCCCAUCUGCUCAGACAAAACCUUCCUUUGGGGUGUUUCACAGGGUGAUGCAGACUAUUAGUUUUCCACCACACAGUGUUUUGCAUGAAGGGAAAAACGUUAAAUUUUGCUCUCUUCUAACCACAUGUUCACUGUGUGUCCUACAUUACCUUUGACAAAUGGGAGUUUCUGUCAGCAAUAGAUUUAUUUUUACCACCUUUCCAUAAAGGCCAGAUUUGUGGAUUGCAUGACUAAAAGUUGUCCUGUUGACUGGGUCUCCGAGCUGCGCUGGGGCUCUCUGCAGCUCGUCUUGAAUUACUGUGACCAAUUUGGUGGGUUCUUUUGAUUUUAUUUAGUGGUUUCACUUAAAUGAAGGGGCUGAAUAUAAAUGUGUGCCACACUUUUCGGAUUUUUACUAGUGAAAAAAUGUAAAACCAUUUUUCAUUUUCCUUUGAAUUUACAAUUCUUUACCGCUUUCUGUUGGUCUGUCAAAUCACGCGCCAAAAAUAACACGUUGAAGUUUGUGGUUGCAAAGUGACGAAACGGGAAAAGGUUCAAGGGGUGUGAACAUAUUUUCAAGCCACUGUAUCUUCAUCAUAUUUGCAUUUCUCAGUGUGUGCCUAUGUGCUGCAGGAAGUUUUCAGAACUAGGACAAAGGACCGAUUAUAGCAUGUCUACAGCUUUUUCAUAGAGGUGUACUUUGGGAUCUUUCUUUGGUUAUUCAAUAUAAAAUGAACUCUUUUUACCAGAAUUUUUAUACUGUCCGAAAGUCUUGAGUCGUCUCUUGUUUUUUUAUAUAUAUUUUACUUCUAAGAAGCCGGACUGUUUGUAAUAUCUUAAAGUGGUCUUGAUCACUUGUUCUACGGUGAUUUUCAACGUUCUUUUCAUUUUAGUUGUUUUUUAAAGUCCAAAGGGAACGUAAGAUGAUCCAUCUGAAGGCUUAAAGAACUGUUGAUCAAGACGACUUUAAACGAGCACAAGGAAAUCUGACCCCUUAAAAGGAAAAUGUAAAAUAUUUGUGGUAGUUUAAUACUUUAGCACAGUACUUUACUCCUUUUUUUAACAGUAGCCAUUAUUAUUUAUAAUCAUCCUGUAUUACAGAUGUAUGUACAGUAUUUAUAUGUAAAUACAGUUUUGUCCUAUUUGGCUUUUUGUUACUAAAAUUGUGCAUCGUUUUGAUACAUUUUUAACGUUUGUAAUUUUGUUCUACCCUGUUCAUUUAUACAUCAUUUGAUAAGAUACUUGGAAUUAACUAAAGACAUGCAAAUAUCAGCGAAAAUGCUCCAGUCACAGAUUAUGGAAAACACACGUGGCAACUCUGGUUGAGUUUGUCCAGCUCAAUGCUUGCUCUGUACACUCUUAAAGAAGCCUGCAGACUGAUAGAACAUAGAUCAUUAGUUUAACAACUUCUCGUUUUUGUUGUGUUCAACUUGUAGCUCAUGAUAGUUCUUCAGCACUUCAUGACUGAAAUUGAGAAAUAGCUAAAAAAAAAAAGUGUGAAGGAAAGCGAGCACAAGGCAGCCGAGGAGCACAGCUGAAAGUUGCCAAAGAGCAAUGUAUCGAUGCAUUACGUAGAGGCCACUUGAGAUGAAGGUAGAGAAGUGUCAUACCUUGUAUGAAAAUUUGCAAGAUGAAGAUUUAUUUAGUGAUUUGUCCAGUGAGGAAGAGAUAGUCUGCCUGUAAUUCGACAAAACGGGGAAAGAUAGCUGGUGACAAAAAGGGUAAGCAUUCAGGUAGAGUAUUUCUGCUCCAGUUCUGACCAGCAUUGUUACUCUGACGCACUAGAUUUGUGUCAGUACUGUCAUUUCUCUCUCCACGGCUGUGUCAGGCAUAGCUGGCUUUCUAUUCACAAGCUGUGCAGAUGUUUUGUAGUGGCAUAGUGGCAGUGAAUGGAAGCAGCUGAAAGUCACACACAUAAUAACUCUGUUUAACUGCACUACAGUAAUAUCAACUUAGAAACUAUUUCAAAGAAAAUGUCACAUCACUCACUCUAUGUCCAAGUUUUCUAAAACUAGUAUCCAGUUUUCCUAUGCAGUCUUGAUACUUUCAGUCUGCAAAGGUUGGAAUUUCCUUGUGACCCAUGACUUCAAUUGCUUUUUCAGGACUAGAUACGCAUGAUAAUAUGAAAAUUGAGAAUUAAAAAAUUUAAUUUGAAUUUCCCGAGUUUAGAUGAUAUUCCAUUUACUAAAUGAUAGAACCCUUAAAAUCUAGAAAAUAAAGAGCAUUUUACAUAGUUGUUCAGAUGAUCAUCAUUGUUUGGCUUGUCACAUCUUAACUUGAGUUUUUGUCCAUCUUAUUGGUGAGUUUGGUUUUCAAGUUACUUACAGAUAAAAAAAUAAUAAUAAUAAAUUUGAAUUUUGCAGGAUGGGAGUGGUGGGUGAGGGGGGGUGGGGUUACCCUCUAGAUCUGUUUGCUUUUGUGCUUGAAUCUGAAUUAUAGGGUCUGUGUUUAAUCAAUAAAAUCCCAGUAAUUUUUCAGAACUAUAAAUUCAAACUGAUCUAAGUUUGUCCAGGUGCAAAAAAAAAAAAAAAAAAAAAAAGUAAUUUACAACAUUCAGGUGGUAAAUGACUUUUUACCACAUUGCUGAAUCUUUAUCACUGUGUUGUUACCAGAUCUUUUGGAGAGAGAAAACAAAUACAACCCAACUAGGUGAAUGUUUUGUACUAAAAUAUCCGCGAUAUGAUAAAAUCUCAUAAAACAUUUAUAGAAAGCUGAGUGUGGAAACAACUGAAAUGUUUUAUUAAUUCUUUUUUCAUCUGAAAUUUUUAAAUGGAAGUUUUGUAGGGAUCAGGAAUGUGUAUUGAGAGAAGGUAUUUGUUGAAUUCUGUUAUCCAGACAUCAGCAAAUGUUGUGUUCUAUCUAAAGUCGUAAAAACUAUAGUAAAUUAACUAAUAGAUUUCAAACAUCCCCAAGUCAAAACAAAAAAUGUGAUUUUGUUUUGUUUUGUUUUUUUGUUUUUUGGGUUGGGGGGGGGGGAUUCCAACUGAGAUCCUGUUUUGGGUGAAUAAUCUCACUCCCUUUUCCUGCAUGGUAGUACUAUUGAGGAAAGUAAGAGUGCUUGCUCCGUUUUUUUAUAUCCAAAGAGUAGCCACAAAUCCAUUUAACAUAUCCUUGUUAUAAAUUCAAGAAAUGUUGUGUUCUUUUUAUGCUUUUAACAACUUGUGUGUUGAAACAUGUCUCCAUCAAUUAAUAGUUCUCCAUUUCCUUUUUAGAGAGGUGUGACUGCAAAAGCUCCUUUUGUGUCAGAAAAAAAAAGGGUUUUAAAAAAAUGUUCCCACUUAAAAAAAA
Molecule: messenger RNA, 5909 nt
Organism: Fundulus heteroclitus (mummichog)
Lineage: Eukaryota; Metazoa; Chordata; Actinopteri; Cyprinodontiformes; Fundulidae
Product: vang-like protein 1
Exons: 9
Coding region: 391-2010 (539 amino acids)
Biological process (GO): multicellular organism development
Cellular component (GO): plasma membrane
Source: RefSeq, a predicted model, not a curated record